Messenger RNA from Penaeus vannamei (Pacific white shrimp), 1068 nucleotides. The record is from RefSeq and is a predicted model, not a curated record. Lineage: Eukaryota; Metazoa; Arthropoda; Malacostraca; Decapoda; Penaeidae.
AUGACAAAAAUCUCCAUCGUUAAGGUUGCUGAAAGAGAUAGAAUGAGGGAGCUAGUGCAUGAGUGGGAGUUAGAGAUCAAGGCCCACGUGGCGGCGGCGCACGGCGAGCAGCCCCUCUUCCCGUGCCCCGCCUGCGACACGCCUUCGGCUCGUACCCGCUGCUGUUCUCGCACUACGUGGAGCGCCACGACCUGCGGCCCCUACGCCCGGGAGGAGGCCAUGCUGGAGUCCGAGAAGCACAAGUGCUCCCUCUGCGGCAAGGCGUUCGUGACGAAGCACGUGCGCGACGUGCACGUGAGGAACGUGCACGAGAAGGCGAACGAGACGCGGUGCCCGGCGUGCGGCGACUCGUUCUGCAACCGGCAGAGCAUGGAGAUGCACAUGCGGCGGCUGCACAUGGGCGAGGCGGGGCGCUCGUUGCUGUGCGACGCCUGCGGCAAGGGCUUCGUCAACGCCAGCGAGCUGCGCAAGCACGUCGAGCACGUCCACCUGAAGGUGCACCGCCAGGAGGCCAUGUGCGAGGUGUGCGGCAAGGCCAUGUCGAGAAGACGUUCCGUGCCCGGACUGCAAGGUGGUGUUCCACGCGCUGGCCAGCCUCACUGCCACCGCAGGCGCAUGCACCCGGUGGAGGGCGAGCGCACCAACACCUGCGGCGUCUGCGGCAAGAACUACCACUUCCCGUCGGAGCUGCGUCGCCACGUGCGGAUCGUGCACGAGAAUGAGCGGAGCUUCGUGUGCGAUGUGUGCGGCAAGGCGUUCAAGGUGAGCUCGCAGCUGGUGUACCACCGCCGCCGCCACACGGGGGAGACGCCCCACGAGUGCGCCCACUGCGGCAAGCUCUUCCACAGCCCCACCAGCAUCGGCAACCACAUGAGGAAGGUGCACAAGGCCACCUACAUGGGCGUCAAGCAGAGGAGGAAAAUGAGCGGCAUGUAAGGGGAAAUAGGCACACAUUUAUUAUUUGUUUGUGCAAACACACGCACUCAAAUACACACACACACACACAUACACACACAUACACACACACAUACACACACACAUACACACACACAUACACACACACAUACA